AUGUCUGACUUGCCAUGGUUGGUUGUUGGUGACUUCAAUCAAAUUCUUUUUGAAGCUGAAAAGAAGGGUGGUGCCCCUCGGGCACAGCGUGAGAUGGAUGAUUUUCGGGAGGCGCUAGAUUACUAUGGUUUGCAAGAUCUAGGGUACAAUGGAGAAUUAUUUACGUGGUGGAAUAAGCAGGCUGAUCCGGAUGGUAUUUGUGAGCGUCUUGACAUAGCGGUUGCGUCUGUUGAUUGGAUUACUUCAAUCUCACAUGUUGCUGUUUUUAGCCUUCCAAGAGACAGAUUAAAGAAUGUGUUACAGCUCUUUAGAAGUGGUACUAGGAGGAGUUUGGGCAUAUACAGACGAAAAUUAAAAAAGGCAAGAGAAAGAUUGGCCUACUUAGACAAUUGUGCUCCAACUGAGAGAGUAGUGGAGGUAAGAAAAAGAGUGUCAAACAAUCUUGAUGAUUUGCUGCAUUUAGAAGAAAUAAUGUGGAGACAGAGGUCGAGGAUAUUGAGCCUAAGUGACGGAGAUCAGAAUACAAAUUCUUUUCAUAUCAAGGCAUCCAGAAGGAGAAAGAGGAAUUUUAUCAAAGGUGUUUAUGAUGAGAAAAUGGUGUGGAAGACUAAUCCGGAUGAAGUGCAGAGUGUAGCGCAGGGAUACUUCCAGAAUUUAUUCACCUCAAUACGACCUGAGUUUUAUGAAGAAACUAUUGCUGGCGUUCAGGGAGAGUGA
Molecule: messenger RNA, 717 nt
Organism: Chenopodium quinoa (quinoa)
Lineage: Eukaryota; Viridiplantae; Streptophyta; Magnoliopsida; Caryophyllales; Amaranthaceae
Exons: 2
Coding region: 1-717 (238 amino acids)
Source: RefSeq, a predicted model, not a curated record